Molecule: messenger RNA, 2283 nt
Organism: Lepus europaeus (European hare)
Lineage: Eukaryota; Metazoa; Chordata; Mammalia; Lagomorpha; Leporidae
Gene: CCDC22
Product: coiled-coil domain containing 22
Exons: 17
Coding region: 125-2008 (627 amino acids)
Biological process (GO): positive regulation of ubiquitin-dependent protein catabolic process
Molecular function (GO): cullin family protein binding
Source: RefSeq, a predicted model, not a curated record
GCUCUCCCCGCGCGGCCCGUGACCCUCCGUGGACCGAGAGCGCGGAGCGAGGUUUCAGCAGUUGCACCCUACUCUUUCGGGAUUCGGCUCUGGACCCAGCCCCUGACUCCGACGCGGCUCCACUAUGGAGGAGGCGGACCGAAUCCUCAUCCAUUCGCUGCGUCAGGCCGGCACGGCGGUUCCUCCAGACGUGCAGACCCUGCGAGCCUUCACCACGGAGCUGGUUGUAGAGGCCGUGGUUCGCUGCCUGCGUGUGAUCAACCCUGACGUGGGCUCUGGCCUCAGCCCCCUGCUGCCUCUCGCUAUGUCUGCCCGGUUCCGCCUGGCUAUGAGCUUGGCUCAGGCCUGCAUGGACCUGGGCUAUCCCUUGGAGCUUGGCUAUCAGAACUUCCUGUACCCCAGUGAACCUGACCUCCGGGACCUGCUGCUCUUCCUGGCAGAACGCCUGCCUGCGGAUGCCUCCAACGAUGCAGACCAGCCUGCAGGUGAUUCAGCUAUUCUCCUCCGGGCCAUUGGGAGCGAAAUCCGGGACCAGCUGGCCCUACCCUGGGUCCCACCACUUCUUCGCACUCCCAAGCUGCAGCGCCUCCAGGGCUCGGCCCUCCAGAAGCCAUUCCAUGCCAGCAGGCUGGUCAUGCCUGAGCUGACCUCCGUAGGUGAGCCACGGGACUUCCAGGCGAGUCCUCUGCUGCCACCAGCCCCCACGCAGGUGCCCCAGCCUGCCGUGAGGGUGGCCUCACUCCUCGAACGCCAUGCCAUCCAGCUCUGCCAGCAUGCAGGCCAGGACCGCCCAGGGGACGAGGACUGGGGUCGCCGUGCACCCCGCCUCCAACAGCAGGAGGAUACCCGGGCCAAGCGGCAGCGGCUGCAGAAGCAACUGGCUGAGAAUCUGCGCCAAAGCUGGGCCCCUCUUGGGGCCCCCACACAAGCCCGAGACCUGGGAGAGCUGCUGCAGGCCUGGGGUGCUGGGGCCAAGACUGGUGCCGCCAAGGGCUCCCGCUUCACACAUUCAGAGAAGUUCACCUUCCACCUGGAGCCCCAGGUCCAAGCAGCGCAGGUGUCAGAGACGCCAGCCACCUCGCGGCGGCCUGAACAGGACACGAGAGCAGCUCAGGAACAGGAGUUGGAGUCCCUUCGGGAGCAGCUGGAGGGAGUGAACCGCAACAUCGAAGAGGUUGAAACUGACAUGAAGACGCUGGGCGUCAGCCUUGUGCAGGUGGAGACCGAGUGCCGGCAGAGGGAGCUCAGCACAGCGGAGCGAGAGCAGGCCCUGCGCCUGAAGAGCCGUGCGGUGGAGCUGCUGCCCGACGGGGCUGCCAACCUCGCCAAGCUGCAGCUCGUGGUGGAGAGUAGUGCCCAGAGGGUCAUCCACCUAGCAGGUCAGUGGGAGAAGCACCGGGUCCCACUCCUCGCCGAGUACCGCCACCUCCGAAAGCUCCAGGAUUGCCGAGAGCUGGAAUCUUCCCGACGGCUGGCAGAGAUCCAGGAGCUGCACCAGAGUGUUCGGGCAGCUGCUGAGGAGGCCCGCAGGAAGGAGGAGGUCUACAAACAGCUGGUGUCAGAGCUGGAGACUCUGCCAAGAGAUGUGUCCCGGCUGGCCUACACCCAGCGCAUCCUGGAGAUCGUGGGCAACAUCCGGAAGCAGAAAGAAGAGAUCACGAAGAUCCUGUCUGACACGAAGGAGCUUCAGAAAGAAAUCAACUCCCUCUCCGGGAAGCUGGACCGCACAUUUGCGGUGACUGAUGAGCUCGUGUUCAAGGAUGCCAAGAAGGAUGACGCUGCUCGGAAGGCCUACAAGUAUCUGGCUGCCCUGCACGAGAACUGCAGCCAGCUCAUCCAGACCAUCGAGGAUACAGGCACUAUCAUGCGUGAAGUGCGCGACCUUGAGGAGCAGAUUGAGACGGAGAUGGGCAAGAAGACCCUCAGCAACCUGGAGAAGAUCCGAGAGGACUAUCGAGCCCUUCGCCAGGAGAAUGCUGGCCUGCUGGGCCGCGUGCGGGAAGCCUGAAGAGCUCCCAGCACAAGUCCCCCGACCCCCCAGCCUUAGGCAGAGAUCUGGGGUGCUGGAGGCAACAGCCCAGCACUUGCCUCUUGCCUCUUCCGUUUGCUGCGUAGUCAGCUGCUGACUUGGACUCCAAACCCCUGCCCAUUUGACCAAAACCUUUAUCUGGGGCGACCAUCCAGUACGUGGGAGUUUGGCUGCAGUUUAUUGGUGGGGGGCAAUGGGGAGGUUGGGUAUCUUGGAUCCCCCAAAUAAAUGAGGGGCUCUUGUACAAUCUGGGC